Messenger RNA from Annulohypoxylon truncatum, 1164 nucleotides. RefSeq names its product NAD(P)-binding protein. NCBI's taxonomy places the organism in Eukaryota, Fungi, Ascomycota, Sordariomycetes, Xylariales, Hypoxylaceae. Gene Ontology annotation, molecular function: oxidoreductase activity, acting on the CH-OH group of donors, NAD or NADP as acceptor. The transcript is spliced from 5 exons. The record is from RefSeq and is a predicted model, not a curated record. Bases 221 to 1039 code for a protein of 272 amino acids.
CUCUUACAUACGCAAUUCUGUUAAUAUUGCAUUCGUAGUGCUUUUCUACGCUAUCUAUGUCAAGUAUAAAUAACAGACAUUGCCUUUAUUAAGUCCUUUUUUUUCAGACUCCUACUCUGAUGUGAAUAAGCAUCAACGAUAGCUAGGGUAUCCGAUUAAUACUCCUAAAAUUUACUAAUUAACCAACACUCUUGGUCUAAACAACAUCCACCAAGAAAUCAUGCCUUCCUAUCUAGUGACGGGAGCUUCCCGAGGACUCGGGUUUGAAUUCAUCCGCCAGUUAUCCGCGGAUCCAAAGGCCAUUGUUAUUGGACUCGCCCGGGAUAAGAUGGCCACGGAAAAGAAAGUGUCUGCCGAAAUUGGACGUUCCAACAUUCAUAUCCUCCAGGGCGAUCUCAUAGACUAUGAAUCACUGAAGAAAGCAGCCGAAGAUACAUCUACGAUUACAGGCGGAAGCCUUGACUACCUGAUAGCCAAUGCCGCUGUUCUUUCUCCGUUCGCUGCCUAUAGUGGCCUAAGCGACUUGAGCGACGAUCCUAAAGCCUUAGAGGAAGACCUACUCUUUCAUUAUAAGACCAACGUCGUUGGCAACAUUCACUUGAUCAACAUCUUCCUGCCUCUGAUUCAUAAGGGCAAAGCCAAAAAGGUCAUUGCACUCACGUCGGGACACGCCGACUUCGACUUGGUCCGCAAUUUUAAGAUAGACAUGGGCGCAUCCUACGCCCUGAGCAAAACAGCAUUGAACCUUGCGAUUGCCAAGUACCACGGCGAGUUGAGCUCAGAAGGGAUCCUGUUCAUGAGCAUUUCGCCUGGCGUAGUGGCCACUGGACUCAAUGAUACAACUAAGUUGACGGAGAAGGAGAAAAGGGGUUUUGGGGAAAUGGUGCGCAAAUUCUCCGAGUACGCGCCUCAAUGGAAGGGCCCUAUCACGCCAGAGGAGUCUGUGAGGCAUAUCUUGGGUGUUGUUAAUAAUGCGAGCGUAGAACGAGGUGACGGGGGUUCCUUCGUAUCGCAUUACGGUAAUAAGCAAUGGCUCUGAAUGUCAUCAUUUUCUGGAGUCAUGCGCAACAGCCAGAGCUUGCUAGUAUGUGUGCAUAACGAUAGGAGUAGUACUUCUUACAGUUCUCAAACAAGGCUACUACAUUAACAGACAAAGAAACAAAC